AAAUAAAGUACGAGAUAAGCAAAAUUUGCUUUAUCAAAGCAUUAUGUCCUUUAUUAGAAGUUGUAUACUUCUUGUUCUUAUUUGGUAUGGAUGUUGAAAGAGAGGUCAGGUCACCCGUUAAGCCUAUAUUGGAAUGGCUACAAAGAGGACCCAUGUUAGUGGGGGAUUGGAAGGAGGACAGGAUCCAAAAAGAUGCAGUAAAAGCAAACCCACAAACUGGCUUGGCAAAACUUUAUUCUGCCAUAAUGGAAUGCUAUAGCUCACUCACCAGGACAACCAGUGAGCUUGGAGCACCUGCUACCGCAACCAUUGCUGGCAACUUAGGACAAGUGAUCUCUAUAUUUCUCUGGAUGGCGGCAAAACCAGCUGAAGAGACUCCUGGAGCUCUGAAAUUCCAAACAUGGGUCUUAAAAGUCUCUAUCCAUUGCGAAGGCUGCAAGAAGAAAGUUAAGAAAGUUCUCCAAGGCAUCGAUGGUGUUUAUAUGACGGAGAUUGAUUCUCAACAGCACAAGGUUAUAGUGAAUGGCAACGUGGGUGCUGAAACUCUCAUCAAGAAGCUGAUGAGAUCUGGGAAACAUGCUGAGCUCUGGCCAGAAAAGGCUGAGAAGGAGGAAAAGCCUGGAAAAUCAAAGAACAAUGAGAAACAGAAGGAACCUAAAGAUAGUGAAGACGAAGUUCGUGAUGGUGGUGAUAAGAAGUUGGCCAAGCAACCAGAGCAGGAAGCUAAAAAUGGUGGCAAUCAGCCUCCGGAAGUGGACAAUAAAGGCAGUCAUGAAAGUGAGGAAACUGGUGGAGAAAAUGGCGGCAACCAAAAUGGAGUGAAAAAGAAGAAAAAUAAAGGGAAGAAAGGCAAUUCCAGCGAUGGCAAUGGUGAUAAUAAUAAUCAUGGUGAGAUGAUGCCUGCAGACCCUCCAUCAGCUGUGGCUACCACUCCAGACUCAGCCCCACCUAUGGCGUCCAUGAAUCUCAACCCUGCAUUUCAGCUGCCGGCUCCAUAUCCGGCCAUGUAUCAUACGCCUCCACCGUCGGGAAUAAAUUAUAAUAUGGCGUAUCCUAGCGCAGGCACUUCAUAUUUUGCUCCUUCCAUCUCAUGUCCACCACCUCCACUUGACCCAAUCGGAAACUCCGGUGAGGAUGAUUACAACGAGGAUGAAGUUGGCUGCGCAAUUAUGUGACAAAAAAGAUAUAAAACUUAGAUUAUGUUAGUGUGUUGUGUUAAGGAGAUCAAGUGAGGGGGGCUUAAUUUUGUAUGGUCCCGUAAAAUUAAUUAGUGGAAUCUAUGGUAGUGAAGAAAUAAAAGGUUGUAAGGGUUUAUGAAUUAGGUUGGUCUCUUUGGCUUUCCUUGGUAGGGUAUGGUUGCUUUAAAUUAAUUGUAGGACAUGAAAAUCUCCCCCUUUACCCUCUUUCUUAUGUGUAAGGAAAAAUAACUUCACAAUUGUCCU
Rubroshorea leprosula is the source of this 1442-nucleotide messenger RNA. The record is from the annotation of a GenBank genome assembly. NCBI's taxonomy places the organism in Eukaryota, Viridiplantae, Streptophyta, Magnoliopsida, Malvales, Dipterocarpaceae.